Melopsittacus undulatus (budgerigar) is the source of this 2809-nucleotide messenger RNA. RefSeq names its product solute carrier family 15 member 1 (gene SLC15A1). The record is from RefSeq and is a predicted model, not a curated record. Gene Ontology annotation, biological process: dipeptide import across plasma membrane. The transcript has 23 exons. Gene Ontology annotation, cellular component: plasma membrane. Gene Ontology annotation, molecular function: dipeptide transmembrane transporter activity. Lineage: Eukaryota; Metazoa; Chordata; Aves; Psittaciformes; Psittaculidae. The coding region runs from base 28 to 2160 and encodes 710 amino acids.
CUGCGCUGCCCGGACCGCGCCGGUGACAUGGCUGCUAAGAGCAAGGGCAAGUCGCCAAGCUACUUUGGCUACCCGUUGAGCAUCUUCUUCAUUGUUAUCAAUGAGUUCUGCGAGCGGUUCUCCUACUAUGGCAUGCGAGCGGUGCUUGUUCUGUAUUUCAAGUAUUUCCUGCAUUGGGAUGACAACUUGUCUACAGCCAUCUACCACACAUUUGUUGCUCUGUGCUACUUGACGCCCAUCCUUGGAGCACUCAUUGCGGACUCUUGGCUGGGAAAGUUUAAGACUAUAGUCUCCUUGUCCAUUGUCUAUACAAUUGGGCAGACAGUCAUGUCUGUGAGCUCCAUAAGUGACCUGACAGAUCACAACAAGGAUGGCUCUCCUGAUAACGUAUCAGUGCACAUUGCUCUGUCCAUGAUUGGCUUGAUCCUCAUUGCACUUGGUACUGGUGGGAUCAAGCCUUGUGUGUCAGCGUUUGGUGGAGAUCAGUUUGAAGAUGAUCAGGAAAAACAAAGAAGCAGAUUCUUCUCUAUCUUUUAUUUGUCCAUUAAUGCUGGAAGUCUCAUAUCUACUAUAGUCACCCCAAUUCUCAGAGCUCAAAGUUGUGGCAUUCACAGCAAACAGCGGUGUUACCCACUAGCUUUUGGAGUUCCUGCUGCCCUCAUGGCUAUCUCCUUGGCUGUGUUUGUAAUUGGAAGUGGAAUGUACAAGAAAGUUAAGCCUCAAGGAAAUAUAAUGAUUCGAGUUUUCAAAUGCAUUGGAUUUGCAAUCAAAAACAGGUUCCGGCAUCGCAGCAAGCAGUUCCCCAAGAGAGAGCACUGGCUAGACUGGGCGAGUGAGAAAUAUGAUAAACGGCUGAUUGCUCAGACCAAGAUGGUAUUGAAGGUGCUUUUCCUUUACAUCCCUCUCCCCAUGUUCUGGGCACUUUUUGACCAGCAGGGGUCAAGAUGGACACUGCAAGCCACAGCAAUGGAUGGGAAUUUUGGAUCCAUUCAGAUUCAGCCAGACCAAAUGCAGACUGUGAAUCCAAUACUGAUUAUAGUAAUGGUCCCAGUUGUAGAUGGUGUGAUUUAUCCUUUAAUCAAGAAAUGCAAGAUCAAUUUUACGCCCCUGAGGAAGAUCACUGUUGGUAUGUUCCUUGCAUCUUUGGCUUUUGUUGCUGCUGCCCUUGUGCAAGUGCAAAUAGAUAAAACCCUUCCAGUUUUCCCUGCAGCUGGGCAAUCCCAAAUCAAAGUAAUAAACCUAGGAACAGACAAUGUAAUAGUUCGGUUUGAACCUCGGCUUCAGAAUGUGACUGUAACACCUAUGGAGUCAACUGGCUACAUGACGUUUGAGACUUCUCAGUUGCAAUCACUAAACAUAACUUCUGGAAACAAAACUAAAUAUGAAAUUAUCCAGCUCCCAGGCCAAAAUCGUCAUACUCUUGGAAUUAAAACUACUGCGACAGAAAUUAUUGCUAAAUGGCUGUUUGACAAUGUCACAUCAAAACCAGAAGAAGGAAAUAAUCUCAUCAGGUUCAUAAACAAUCUGCCUGAUGAUAUCAACAUCACUAUGGAAGACGCUUCUUUUGGAACAGUGACGUCUCUUUCUGCCACUAAUUAUGCCUCCUUUUCAGGAGGAAGAAAAGAUAAAAUUAAAGCUACUAGUAAUUCAAGAACUUGUUCAGUUACUUCAAAGGUGUUUGGAUUUGGCAGUGCCUAUACUAUUAUAGUUAAUGAGUGCACUAGUGAUAACCUUGGCGUAUUGUAUUCUGAAGAUAUAGCACCCAAUACAGUCCAUAUGGCUUGGCAGAUCCCUCAGUAUUUUAUUCUUACAUGUGCCGAAGUAGUCUUCUCUGUCACUGGGUUGGAGUUUUCAUACUCACAGGCCCCAUCUAACAUGAAGGCAGUGCUGCAGGCAGGAUGGCUGCUGACGGUGGCUGUCGGUAACAUAAUUGUCCUUAUUGUGGCUGGAGCAUCCAAACUCAGUGAACAGUGGGCAGAGUAUGUGCUGUUUGCUGCCUUGCUGUUGGUAGUUUGCGUCAUUUUUGCUGUCAUGGCUUAUUUUUAUACCUAUACCGAUCCAAAUGAGGUUGAAGCCCAACUUGAUGAGGAAGAAAAGGAACAACGCAAAAAGGAUCAACAUAUCUAUGAAAACCAAGCUGAAGUUGUGUCCCGGAUGUAAAAAGUGUACUGAAGGAGUGUUUCAAUUAUGAUGUCCCAUUAACUACCACUGCAGUCAGGGGAAUCAGGGUAUCAGUAACAUCUCUGGAUUAUAUGUCUCAUGGGAGAGGUUAAGAAAAACUGUUUUAACUGAAGAUGCAGCCUGCCUUAGUUAGUUUCUCUUCUACUGAAUAUGGUAUCCUGAAGAAACUCAAGCAGAAUUUGCACUCUUAAUGUACCUCAAGCUUAAAUAUCACAGCACUGAAGUACUGGAAUUGCACUUGGCACUAUUGGACCCUGUGAAAAGAUGUAUUUUUAUACUGCAUUUCAAUUUUAUAUCACAAGUGAAACAAGUAUUAACAUGAAAUAGUAAUUAAAGCUAAGCUGUUUGUGUGAUCCCUCUAGCCUCACUGUUACUUGAAAGCAGCAGGUCACAUGUGCCUUAAAUUCUUUUAUACUUCUCUAUGGUAAUGGGAGCAAAGCUCUGGCAUUGCUCAGAUUAAAAUGCUGUCUGUCUGCUCCACAUGGCAGAAACUUGGAUGUGCACUGUAAUGUAACGGUUUAUGUACCUGUUAACUACCCAUUUUAAAUAAAAUUAAUAAGGUGUGUACUCAGGUAAACAGACAAGGGCAAAUGAUGUUGGGAAUAAGCAACAGCAAUAAAACUUGUAA